Molecule: messenger RNA, 639 nt
Organism: Gongylonema pulchrum
Lineage: Eukaryota; Metazoa; Nematoda; Chromadorea; Rhabditida; Gongylonematidae
Source: the annotation of a GenBank genome assembly
GGAUCUCGGAUUAGUGCCACUGCUGGUUACGUGUAUGCGCUACGGCCUACCACGGAUUUGUGGACUCGUACGCUUCUUCGGCGCACACAAAUCAUUUAUACUCCCGAUGCUGCGUUGAUUGUUAUGCUACUGGAUGUUAAGCCUGGCUCGGUUGUUUGUGAGUGUGGCACGGGAAGCGGAUCUCUUUCACAUGCUCUAGCAAUGGCGAUUGCUCCAACAGGGCAUCUGUACACGCACGAUAUAGAAGAACCACGAGUGAAGCAAGUCGAGCUUGAACUAAAGAAGCAUGGCUUAGGCGAUGUGACGACGUGCGUGCAUCAGAAUGUCCUCGAAGAUGGAUUUUUCGUCGAAAAUGCAUGUGACGCAGUUUUUCUGGAUCUCCCUGCACCGUGGAUAGCAAUUGCGCAUGCAAAACGUGCCCUCAGUCGAGUGCGCGGGGGACGCCUUGUCAGCUUCUCUCCUUGCAUCGAGCAGGUGCAAAGGGCGUGCAGUGCGCUUCGAUGCGAAGGUUUCAUGCAAAUCAAUACUGUGGAAUUGGUGCCAAGAAAACUGAAUGUAACUAUUUUUUUGAUUCAAAUUAAGGUUACAUUUCAAGAUAUCUACUGGUCUGUCCGGGUGUUUCGGAAGGUUGGUUUUUGA